Messenger RNA from Beauveria bassiana ARSEF 2860, 1602 nucleotides. Its product is annotated as adenylate cyclase-associated protein, 70K. Lineage: Eukaryota; Fungi; Ascomycota; Sordariomycetes; Hypocreales; Cordycipitaceae. Gene Ontology annotation, biological process: cytoskeleton organization; regulation of adenylate cyclase activity. Gene Ontology annotation, cellular component: cytoplasm. The transcript has 4 exons. The record is from RefSeq and is a predicted model, not a curated record. Bases 1 to 1602 code for a protein of 533 amino acids. Gene Ontology annotation, molecular function: adenylate cyclase binding; actin binding.
AUGGCCGCCGCAAGCCAAAUGCACAACCUCACGACGCUGAUCAAGAGACUCGAAGCUGCCACCUCGCGCCUCGAAGACAUCGCCACCUCGACCGAGCUCCCCAAGGAGGUCGGCGCCCUCGCCGCGCCCGCACCCUCGUCUUCCGCCCUCAACAACCCGGAUGCCUCGGCCAUCGGAGCACCGCGAUCCGCGUCGCAGCCCGUCCCCGAGGAGCUGCCCGAGUCGAUUGAGGACUUUGACGCUUUUGUCGACUCGACCGUCGCCGACUAUGUCCAGCGCAGCAAUGAAAUUGGAGGCCUCGUCGCAAAGCAAGCCGCCGACGUGCUGGCUGGAUUCAAGGCCCAGCGUAAAUUUCUGCUCAUCACCACGAAAUCCAUAAAGCCCGACCUACAGGGCGCCGACAUGGCAUUGUACCAGGACCUCCUCAAACCCAUCAACGACUCGCUCAUGGCCGUUACCGAACUCAAGGAGGCCAACCGCUCUGACCCAAUGUACACACAGCUGAGCGCCGUUGCCGACGGCAUCAUGGUCCUCGCCUGGGUCACCGUUAGCCACAAACCGUAUACCCACGUUGAAGAGUUCCUUGGAUCCGCUCAAUUCUUCGGCAACCGCGUCAUCAAGGAAUACAAAGACAAGGAUGCCAGCCAGGUCGAAUGGAUUCAGUCCUUCUACCAAAUAUUCAAGCAACUUCGCGACUACGUCAAGCAGUACUUUGCCAAUGGCAUUCCGUGGAACCCCAAGGGUGAGCCAGCUGCUGCGGUCGUCCAGGCGCUCGACUCGGCCCCCAGCCCUGCCGUGUCUGCACUCCCAGCUCCCUCUGCUGGUGGCCCACCCCCUCCCCCUCCUCCGCCACCGCCUGGCCCUGCUCCGGUCCUGGAUAUCAAGACCGACAAUGCUGCGCCCGCCGCGUCCUCUGCACCAAGCGGUCUCGGGGCCGUCUUCUCAGACCUCAACAAAGGUGAUUCCGUCACAAAGGGCCUGCGCAAAGUCGACAAGUCACAGAUGACACACAAAAACCCUUCGCUGCGUGCCAGCAGCAGUGUUCCCAGCGGUAACGAUCGCUCUAAGAGCCCUGCCCCGGGCAAAAAGCCCAAGCCUCAGAGCAUGCGCAUGAAGAAGCCUCCCAAGAAGGAACUUGAAGGCAACAAGUGGACUAUCGAAAACUAUGAAAAGGAGCCGCAGCCUAUCGAGAUUAAUGCCGAGCUCAACCACUCGGUCCUCAUCAGUCGUUGCAACAACACAACCAUCAUUGUCCGCGGCAAGGCCAAUCAAGUGACGGUGGAAAACUCAUCUCGCCUGUCACUCGUUGUAGACACGCUCGUGUCGACAGUCGACGUGGUCAAGGCGCAAAAUUUUGCCCUGCAGGUUCUGGGCACGAUCCCGACCGUCAUGAUGGACCAGGUCGACGGCGCCCAGAUUUACUUUAGCAAGGAGAGCAUUGGCGCGCAAAUCUUUCACAGCAAGUCGGACAGCAUCAACCUCAAUGUGAUUGCGGGGCCCGACGACGAUUACAAGGAGGUGCCGCUGCCGUCGCAAAUGUGCACGUAUUUUGAUGCAGAAAAGGGCGACUUGGUCAAUCAGAUUGUGGCCCAUGCUGGUUAA